Messenger RNA from Acyrthosiphon pisum (pea aphid), 3278 nucleotides. RefSeq lists its product as uncharacterized. NCBI's taxonomy places the organism in Eukaryota, Metazoa, Arthropoda, Insecta, Hemiptera, Aphididae. Bases 531 to 1457 code for a protein of 308 amino acids. The record is from RefSeq and is a predicted model, not a curated record. The transcript has 3 exons.
GUGCAGCGCCAGCGAGCACGACAGAUAAUUAUUACUAUUAUCGCCGCCGCCGCCGCCGUAGUCCGGACAAUCGCCGCCGCACGCGCGCGCCUACUUGCCGGCCGGUACCCGUCGUGCCCCGUCGACAGCCGUCGCCCGGACGCGCGCACGCGCAUACACCGCCGCCGCCGCAAAACGGACCCGAGCGAAAGGGUCUGUCCGACCGGCGAACGCUCUUCAGUCGUUGGACUACGCGCAACUCUUCCGGGUGUCGAGUGAAUCGGAACCGCUCUCCGAGCACUCUUCUUCGCCGCCGCCACCGCCGCGGACUUAACUGAUUUUUUUGACUCUUGCGUUCACAUGACUAUUUUUCGCACAGUGCGUUUUCCGCGAUUUGUUUUGUUUAUACUUAAAUUAUUUUGCGUUCGUAUUUUGAUUUUGUGAAAAACUUUUCCGAAACGAUAAGAAUAUUAAAAAAAAAAAAAAAAAUCACUCGUAAGAUUGCGAUUUGUCGCCAGAAAAAAAAGAAGAAAAAACGAAAAACUUCAACCAUGGCUGUACCGUUCAGAAUGGAACCCGAUCCUGAAGUUAUGAGGCGUCAUUAUUUGCGAAUCCAAGAUCUGCUCAUACAACUGAUGGUACAGCUCAGGCAAUUGCCCUCUGUAAUGAUCGGUAAUUCGGCAAGACCUUCUGUCAUAAACUACCAUGAUCUGAGCCCACAGCCGGAUCCGUUGGAAGAGCGCCGCCGUCCUUGGAUACAGCAACGACAAAGUUCGGAGCACCGCCGACGUAUGCGCGAGGAACAGCAACGGAGCGAGGAACAGCCACCGUUGCUGCCCGACUUGGUCGCGUCGUGCUCGCAGUCGGCUGGUCCAUCGCAUUCGGCUGGUCCAUCGCAUUCGGUUGGUCCAUCGCAUUCGGCUGGUCCAUCGCAUUUGGCUGGUCCAUCACAUUCGGCUGGUCCAUCGCAUUCGGCUGGUCCAUCGCAUUCGGCUGGUCCAUCGCAUUUGGCUGGUCCAUCGCAUUCGGCUGGUCCAUCGCAGUCGGCUGGUCCAUUGCAGUCGGCUGGUCCAUCGCAGUCGGCUAGUCCACCGCAGUCGGAUAGUUCCCUGCAGUCGGAUAGUCCACCGCAGUCGGAUAAUCCACCGCCGCAGCAGCAAUUGCAGGCGCAGCAACAAACCGCGGUCGAAGGCGAGGACAAGAUUGCCGGGGCCGUCAAGCUGCAGGUGGCCGUGUGCCCGACCUGCUAUUAUGGCAAAGAGCGCAAGCUGAAGGUGAUCGCAAUCGCCAAGCUGGACGAGAACGGCAAUCCGAUCCGCUGGACCAACCGCGACGACGAAGAACCGGUGGUUUUCGAGAAUAAGAGUUCAAAAGUAAAACGGCGAAUCAUGUCGCUGCUUCAGCCAUCGCACAUCGAAUCGUCCGUACUCACAGCCAUGUUCGUAAUCAUCGGCUGGAAAAUGUUCAUCAAACAAUAAUGUAAUUUUGUUUUAAGAAUUAGAGAGAGAGAGAGAUAGAGAAAAAAAACAAUUUUUUUCCACGCCUAUAUAAAAAGACUCCAAAACAUGGUUCCAGUCACGGUUUUUAGUGACUAAAACAAAUUUUAAUUUUAAUGCUAAUCAAAUCGACCGUUGAUCUCAAUUUACAAAAAUGUGAGAUGAUCGUAACCGUAGCCAAAUGUAGUAUUAAUUUAUACUAUAUUAUAAUAAUAUAACCUAUAUCUUUACUUUAGUUCAUUAUGAUUAUUAUUAUUAUUAUUAUUAUUAUUAUUAUUUGAUAUUGUCAUCGACUUGAACGCGCGUGUUGGCUUACUCUGCAGCGGCUGCUGCUUUCGGGCGUACCAGCUUCUUGUCGGUUAUUAUUAUUAAAUAUUUUUUUUUUAACAUCAACAUUAUCUUAUUAUAAGUAUAUAUCUAUUUUUUUUAUUUUUUUUUUUUUUUUGUAAUUAAUUUCUAUUUCUAUCCUUCAUCUGUUGUAUUUUUAUGUCGUUUCACAUGGAAUUCUGCGGUUUCAGUCCCAGACCAGUUCACGUUUUGAUCUCGUUUUUUUAAAACUAUAGCUUCAGAACGGCAUUACCACCGCGGCGGGGUCUUCCCUGCCGCGGCGGUUUUGAAUUAGUACGAAAUGCUAUAUUGUAUUAAUUUUUUUUUAUAUUUUUGCUCACUGUAAAUAUGCGUUUAUAUCUUUUUAUUUAUAUACCCACACACUCGCGCCGCGUCAUUAUUAUUAAUAAUUUAUGUUUUUGAAUUCCGUCCGUUCACCGUCGUGGACGCCGUAAAUUUGGUUAUCAUCAUCAAACAGCUAAAGAAAAAAAAUUGAAUUCUCUGUGGACGUUUUUUCUCUUGUUUCUAUUCGUUCUACUAAUAUAAUUAUGGUAUAGGUCAUAAUAUGAGGUGGUAUAGUAUACCAGCUGGUAUAUUAUAUUAUAUUUUGGCGAACGUCGAGAUCCAGUUCUGACAUAAUAAUAUAUUAUGUAUACAUCACUAUACAAAAACGACGACUAUAUAAUAUUAAAAUAUAAUUCAUACACUUUGACACUUUGUGCGUCGAGGAAUCAUAAAAAAAAAUAUCGAUAUUAUGAUCGCUUUGUAAAUAAAUUAAUCUUAAUAUAUUAGAAUACGCUUGUUGCGCGCGCAUCAGGUUAUUAUAACUACCUAUAUAUAAUAUAAUAUUUAUAGCAUGUAUUUAUUUAUUUUUUGGGUUUUCUUAUUUUUUACAUUUUUUAUUAUUUUGAAAAGCAUUUCUGUGGUGUUAAAUAAAACUUGGACGCCGUCGGGGCCUUUCAUAUGCUUCGAGCUUAAACCAUUCUUUGCGAAUUUCCUCCCGGCGACGAUCCUCGUUUCGCCCAUCAAAGCAAUUUCUGUGAUAAUGCCAUUAUUUUUUUUUUAUCUAUUGAAUUAUAUAUUUAUCUAAUAAAUCUAUGGCAUUUCUUGUGUUUUCUACGGUUCCUUAUAACGAAUCGUAAUAUAUAUAACAUAUUAUGUAAUUUGUAAAUUAUUGUAGGUAUUGAUAAGGUUUUGUUUUUUAAAAAUUAUUAUUAUUAUUAGUAGGCUGAUCUCUUUUUGUAGUAUUUAAGUAGAUAGUGUUCUUAGCGAUUAGUUUAAUUUUAGUAUUAAUUAUUAGAUAAUAUUAUUACACUUUAGAUUUAAUGAUGUUGAUGUUAAAUAUUGUUAAAAUGGUCAUCUCUCUCUUCGAUUCACAAAAUAAAAACAAAAAUAAUUAUUAUGAUAAUAUGUACCUACUUGGCGCGCAAGAGUGUUUAAAUCAUAAUGAUUAAAAAAAAAAAAAAAUUGUAAAAA